This is a messenger RNA of Suillus plorans, 1943 nucleotides long. RefSeq lists its product as uncharacterized. The transcript is spliced from 2 exons. Bases 117 to 1943 code for a protein of 608 amino acids. Gene Ontology annotation, molecular function: protein binding. Lineage: Eukaryota; Fungi; Basidiomycota; Agaricomycetes; Boletales; Suillaceae. The record is from RefSeq and is a predicted model, not a curated record.
UUUGCAACUUCCAUCGAGCGCGUCAGUUACUGAGUUAGUAUUGUUACCAGGUUUUCCACCUGGUUCUGCCAGCAUCUUCUUUCAGUGCCAGUCGCGGAUGACUGCACUGGAUAUUCAUGCUUGCAGGCUCCACGUCGAGCAUCAGAUUGUCGCCUGCAUCAUCACAAGUAUCAUGUUGGCUUCGUCAAGUUCAACAACUUUUCGCUCGGCGACAGGCAACGUCUCGUACUUUCCAGGUCCAUCGUCGUAUCCAUGCUGUUCAUAUGAUGCAAGAAAGGGCUCAAGAAGAGGUGAACUGCGCUGUGAGCGAGCGCAAGGCAGACGACGCUCUGGUCAGGAAUGCAGGAUUGGCAGAUCAUUCGGACACGACUGUACAGCAGACACGCGUUUUAAAAUCAUCUGGACAGGAUGGCUUGAUGUCCCGCGCUCCGUUACCCGCAGACGAGUCUCUAAAUGUCGGAGCCAUCCACAUUCACGCUGGCAUCCGUUCAACUUACGGUCAACAAAACCCACAUUAUCAUUAUCCCAAUCCUCACUACCCUGGCCAUCAGAAUCCCAUAGAAUCACUCGAAGAGACACCACCAGACCGACUGAAGAUACGGCAAGAAUUAUUGGACAGCUUAUUGAAAGCUACCUCAAUGACAGAUGGGUGGGAGGCAUACCACACCUUGACAGUCAUGUUUCCCCAUCAUAUCCACAACCUCUCUGGAGUUCCCAAGAUACCUCAGCGUCACCUUCAUCAUCUUGCGCGCCUUCUUGCCUCCGCAAAACCUCGAACACGAACCCUUUUCUUACGACUUUCUGCUGUUUUAACGAUGCUACAUCGGUCCGGGUAUCGCAUAUACCUAUGGGAGUGGAAUGCCUUACUAGAUUGUGCAGGAAAGCGAUGGCGGAAAUGCAGUCUCGAAGACUACAAAGCGGCUGUGGAAGUUUUCAGUAAAAUGACUACACCACAGCCCUCCGAGAACCCGAGCGACGACGAGAAUCUGGCCGCAGAGCCCGGUAUGGGGCAUGUGCAACCCGACAUCAUUACAUACACAACCCUCAUUUACAUUGCUGGCCGCUCGCUUGACCCCAGUGCCAUCCGCCACGCAUCUAAUCUGCUCAGAGCCUCAGGGCUACCACCAAACCGCAUCACCCAUCUAUCAUUGUUACACUAUUAUACGCGAACAAAGCAAUUGUCCGGUGUUCGAUCAACUCUGCAGAAGAUGAGAGAGCAAGGCUUUGAGCCUGGUCUGGAUGGUAUCAACGCAUGUGUAUGGGCCUAUGGCCGGAAUGGGCAUAUGGAUGUCGCUUCAACGAUUUACCGCGUGCUACGCCACAAUCUGCAACCGGAGCUCGAUGUAGGCGAUUAUGACAUCGAGGCAGCCAUCAAGUACCUGCUAGAUGUGGAGGGCAUCGCUAUUCGGGGCGAUAUAAUACCCGACGAGAUCACAUAUACUUCCUUGAUCCAAGCCUUUGCCUAUCAUGGACAGAUUAUGAAGGCCCUUCACGUCUUCGUGGACAUGCUUUCUACACCCAAUAGGGAACCGAAGGCUGCUAUCAGUCAGCAGACAGGUGAACCUUCCCUCUAUCAGCCGACCCUUUCUGCGUUCCGGGGAAUAUUCCUCGGCUUCGCGCGGCAUGCGCAGAAACCGCUUCUCCUGCGGACCCCUCCCGGAUCGUUAUCUGAGCGUCUCCGCCCUAUCCAGAAAAAUGAUUGGAACCUCGAGAACCUCCAUCAAGUGUUCAAGGCUUUCAUGAAUUUGCCCACAGAUGCCAUGCCGAGUGAGAGGCUGAUCUACUGGAUCUUGAUAUCCUUCGGCAAAGCUAGCGGUAAUGACGCGGGAAAGCUGCGAAAGGUGUUUUUACAACUUGAACAGCGCUUUGGUGGCGGAUGGGGUGGUCGGUUGGACAGGCUGCGGAAAGACUUAUUUGGCAACAACGGGAGUGGUGGGCACUAA